Molecule: messenger RNA, 6367 nt
Organism: Limulus polyphemus (Atlantic horseshoe crab)
Lineage: Eukaryota; Metazoa; Arthropoda; Merostomata; Xiphosura; Limulidae
Product: 5'-AMP-activated protein kinase subunit gamma-1-like
Exons: 18
Coding region: 572-2329 (585 amino acids)
Source: RefSeq, a predicted model, not a curated record
ACCACGCGGAAAAUCGAAGCGUGAGAUGUACGUGCGAUGUUAUGUAUGUUUUCAUAAACGUAUCUGGGUUUCUUUGUAUUGUAAAAACGUAAAGCGUUGCAAACAUUACACCAAAUAGUAUCGUGUAAAAAAAUCUGUUUAUUCGACAAAUACUGGAUGUACUUUACAGUUAGGUGAAGUGAUGUUUUUAUUGCCUUAUUACAGCUUAGAGUUAGAGGUUAAGUUAUACUAUACUAUAAGUGUAAGACGUUAACGCGGAGUACAACAUAGCUGGAUUUGUCAAAUACUUCGAAAGAUUCAUUGUAUUCUACCUUGGAAAAAACACAGUGAAGCAAAGAUUGAACCUCAGCGAAACCCCAAGAAUAGCGUCUCUACUUUUUUUGUAUCUGGACGAAACCUCUCUGGGGCACUAUAUCCCAAAAACCUGCAAACUCUUGAAGUUCUGGUGAUUACCAUCUUUUUCUCACCGUUGUUGUUUUACUAGUGUAGACACAUCCCUGUGUCAACACAGUUUUAACAGGCUACCCCAACAUUGGUCUUGCCCAUAAUUGUCACAGAAGACUUUGACAAGAUGGACACUCCUGAAGAAUCAUCAUCUAGUAAAACCAAAAGCCACGACCGCACUCGAUCUCUUUCUGGAGGAACAUCCAAGAUGGCCACCCUCCGAGAGGCUCUAACCCACAAUCGAAUGAGGCGACCCUCUGGUGACGAUGUUCUGUCAGCAAUUACUCCGGCACGGAAAGCCGCCAUAUUUGAAACGUUCCGUCCUCGCUCUAAAUCAGAUAGCAAACGUCAAAGACCAACGAUUAUAUCAACAAUAAAAAACUCUGUGCAACAAACAUUUUCUUCCUCCUCCUCAACAGGGAGCAGUAGUUCAACAAAAUCGCCAACACAGACUGCAUCCCAAUUACAAUCUUCAUGUGGUCCUGCUAACACGGCAAAUCAGUUAGAUCCUUUCUCACAAGGGGAUUUUCGACGACCAAGAUCUGGAUCCGAUAGUAAGGGUGGACCCGUGUCCAAAGUAAUGGAAAUGUUUCGGCACAGAUCCCACUCCAUUUCCACUGACAUCACUUCUAAGAGAUUCAGUUCGAACAGUGGAGGAUCAUUAUCAGGUGUCUUUAUGAGACGACAUUCUGUUGAUCCAGACAGAAGAAGAGGAUCGGUGGGUCGAAGGUCACUGGAUGGUUGUGAUCACCACACCAUUUUGAUACGCCGGACUGACUCUCGUGGACUUUCAAGUGAUCCACUUUAUGACAAAAUAGAUAUAGAAGACUUGGAAGAAGAUGAAGAUCUGAUAUAUUUGAAAUUUUUCCAACAUUUUCGCUGCUAUGAUAUCAUUCCUAUAAGUGCCAAGUUGGUUGUGUUUGACACCCAGUUACUGGUUAAAAAAGCUUUUUUUGCUCUUGUGGACAAUGGAGUCAGAGCUGCACCACUCUGGGACAGCAUUAAUCAAGAAUAUAUAGGUAUAUUAACCAUCACAGACUUUAUCCACAUUCUCAGGACUUACUACAAGUCUCCUUUGGUAAGAAUGGAGGAAUUAGAAGAGCACAAACUAGAGACAUGGAGAAAUGUCCUCAAAGAGAAGGUAAAGCCAUUUGUUAGCAUUGGACCAGAUGCAAGUUUGUAUGAAGCUAUCAAGCAGUUGAUUCAUGGAAAGAUUCAUCGACUCCCAGUGAUUGACCCUCAAACUGGAAAUGCAUUGUUCAUCCUGACCCACAAGAGGAUUCUUAAGUUCCUCUUUCUGUAUUUUUCUGAGCUUCCAAAACCAAGUUACCUCAACCAAUCCUUGCAAGAACUCCAAGUGGGAACUUUUGAUGACAUAGCAACAGCAAAGGAAGAUACUCCUGUGAUUACUGUACUCAACCAGUUCAUAGAGAGGAGAGUGUCAGCUUUGCCAAUCAUUAAUGAACAGAAGAAAGUGGUGGACAUCUAUGCCAAGUUUGAUGUUAUUCAUCUUGCAGCUGAGAAAGCCUACAAUAACCUAGACAUUACUGUAAAGAAAGCACUAGAACACCGAGACCAGUGGUUUGAAGGAGUAUUGAAAUGUAAAGCUGAUGACACACUGGGUUAUGUAGUGGAGACACUUGUCAAAGCUGAGGUUCAUCGACUAGUUAUGGUUGAUGAUGAUGAUCAUGUUGUUGGAGUUGUUUCUCUUUCUGACAUUUUGAAAUUCCUCGUCUUAAGGCCAGCAGGUGAAGAAUAUCCUAGAGUAGUAGAUAAAGAGGACCCACAAGAAGAAGUAAUCCUCAGCAAAACCUUUGAAGAAGUAACCCUCAAUGAAGACCCACAACAAGAAGUAACUCUAAAUGAGGAACACAUUCAUAACUAAGGGGAAUGAAUAGUCAUAGCUCCAUAAGAGUUGAGUUGUAGAGAUGAUUUGUUAUCACUAUGAUCAUUAAAAGUGCUUCACUGAGUUUUACAAUAAUUUAGACACCAAAUCUAGUGCUGAAGGAGAAUUGGCUAACAGUGGAUCAUGAUUUAGUAGUUACAAGAAAUAUGUAAGCAGAGGUUCACACUGCCAUGAACCAUGUAUUGAAAGAUGUUUAUGGAUUGUAUUUAGUAACCUAAUAUUAAAAAUGUUUAAUAUGAAAACCAAACAUGUUUUUUGGAUACAAUUUAAGAUUAAGAAAAUUAAUAUCUAAUAGUUCUUUACAUUUCCAUAAAAGAUGGCUAGACAUUGUUGUCUCAUGUACCGUAAAAUGUACACUUCAAGCAUCUAACUGAAAAUGAUAUAGUAAAAUAUAAAUAUUCAGAAUAUUCAAAAAUUAAAUAGUCUCGGCAUAUAAAAAUUGUUGUGUAAAUAUACCUAUUACCAUUAAAAAAAAAAUCGUUUGUUUGUUCAUAAACUGGUGCAUAGUGAGGAAAGAGUAAUGUUGCAGUGUGUGUAAAGAAAACCAUUAAUUGUACUAACGUCAAAUGUUUUCAGCAAGCUUUACAAAAUUAAAUGUGAUUGUCUGAAAAUAGAGGCUAGUUUAAUUUAAUGGUGUAAGGUCCUCAUGUUUGACAUCAUCAAGGGAACAACAUUGGUCAACUAUUCUUUAUUUUGUGCGUGUAAAAUUCUUUACACUUUCUGGCUGUAGCCCAAGCUUUUCUUAUUUUUUAUAUAAAGGAAUUAAAAAUUGUUAAAUUGGGAUUCAGGUUAAUGGUAGUUCGAUUUUUCUUUAAGUAUUGUCUUAUUAUUGAUCAUUUUAUGAAACAAAAAGUAUAAAUAUUUGUAAAUGUUAUACACACAUACUGUAUAUUUACUUAUGCUGGUCUAACAAAGCAUACAGAAAAUUAGUAUGUAACUUGUUUAAAAACAAAAAAUUAGUUUUGGAAAAGUGAAUGUUUUAAUCUCAAGUGAAACUGCAGUUAAAUGGCAUAUACUCAAGUAAUUUUACGUAUAAAUUUUUAGUUUGACAAAACUGUCUAAUUUUAAAACAUAAUUUUCCACUCACAUUUUGCUUUGAUUUUAUUUUUACCUUCAGGCUCUGUUUAACUUUAUAAUAAUUAUGUAAAGAAAUAUUGACAUCACAACUGUUUGAGUGUAUAUACAUCUAUAGAAGUUCUUAAAGUUUGAUAUGAAUAUAUUGAUACACCCUAGUUAACUUAAUUUACUUAAGAGCAAGCUUUCCCACCCUAGAUAUUCCUGUCUUCCUCUUAACAGAUUCUUAUCAUGCCCUUGUUAGUUUACUCAACCACUGAAAUUCGUUAUCAGUUAAGUAAAUGUUUUCUGUAACAUCCUUGGCCAUGUAUCUACUUGUAAUUGUUUAGUAUAUGUAAGAGUUUUCAGUUACAUGCUGAAUAGUUUCUUUAUUUGUUGGAGUUAGUCCAUUUUUUGCUUAUAUACUCUGUCAUUGUUUCACAAAUUUUUCUUCAUAAAUACUUAAAAAGCAGACAGUGAUUGAAUUUUCAGUUGCUUGUAAUGUUCAAUUUAUUACUCUAAUGUGUCUUAUUUUAAUUGUUUAAAAAUGGCUAUAGGAAAGUGAAUUUGUUUUUGUGGAACUCUGCCAGUUCACUUCCAAUGGAUUAGUGUGCUGUGAUGUAUCCUUUUGGAAACAUUGCCCUAGGAAGUUGAUUAAACAAAAUUUAACUAACUACUUCAUAGAUUUGUUUUAGGUUUGGCACAAAGGUUAUAUUGUUAUUAGUGCUCACCAGUAAGCCAGAGGGCUUAUAAUGCUUUAGGCAGAGCACAAAUAGCCAAUUCAUUAUGUAGCUUUGUGCUCAACAACAAAUAAAUCCACAUCUUAUUAUGAAGUAGUGUUUCACAACUACUUUUCACUCCUAACCAUUGUAACAUACUGACAUUUUAUGUGUACUAGAACAUACAAUCAAUAUAGUUUGUUAUUAUUAUGUUAAAAUCUAAUCUUAUUGUUAUGAUUUGUUUAUGGCUAAUUUUUCAUUUUCUUUUUAUUUAAGAAAAACAUAAAAAUAGGUUUUAAUGACAAGUGAAUUAUUUUGUUAAAUAUUAAAAGAAGCUAUUUCUGCAUAAGCCUAGAGACAUUUUGCACUUAGUCAUGUUAACUCUGCAAAUAUAAAAUAUAAGAAAAUACUUAUUCAAAAGCAUAGUUAUUAUAUAUCAUUUAUUCUUCAGAAACUAUAUUAUUUACAUCACAAUUGUAAUUCAAACUGAGAAUCAGUAAAUCUGUAUACCUUGUUUGGUUGAGAUCUUCUUAAAAUUCUUCCUGGUUGGUGGAACUAGCAUGUUGAAACUUGAAUUGUAGACAUUAAUGUGAGGUUCUGGUGUUUGCUGAAAUACCAUUUCAUAUAAUUUUGUGCUCACUGACAGAUCAGGACCGACUGUAUGAUUUUAAUGUAAAUAUUAAUCAUUCAGUAUACUUAGAUCUCUACAUUACUUUAUCAUGUUAACAAGACAUACUCUAACUGAAGUGUAUUAAACAUGUUUUAGGAUUGAGGUUUUGUUAAAGAAAAAAAAAAUUUACAAGCAUGCAUUUGUACACUUUAUUCAUUCCAACAAUAGAGUAAAUGUUUGUAACGUGUACAGAUGUUCAAAAAUCGAAGUACAAAGAUAUCUAAAAAUUAUUUCUGGUGCAAAAUAUUUGUUGAGAUUUGUUUUUCAUUUAUCAUCUGUAUUUUGCUCAAAAAUAAGAAGGUAAAUGAAAAAAAUUGCCUUUACUUACAUGUUGAAGUUUUGUUAGUCAAGUUUUUGUUUGUUGAAUCAUUGUAAUCCAUCAGAUUUGCAAAGAAUUUGAAUAAAAAGAAUCUAGACAGUCAUUUUGCAUAUUUUAAAUAUAAUGAAGCAUAAAGUUAUUAGUUUUCCUUUAAGUAACAAUAAAUUUUUGGAGAAUAAUGAUGCUUUGAUUUCUCUGUAAUCUGUCCAGGAGUAGAAGUAAGUUUGAAAAAAUACUUUUGCCUAUUUAUUCUUUUCUAAUUUUGUACAGAAUAAUGAACUUAAGAGCAAGACUUUACAGAAAGUUAGUCACACUGAACAAGAACACAUUCCAUCCUACCCUUGGAAUUAACUACUACUUCCAUUGUUGUUGUGCUCAUUCUGCUUGACACCACCAUUAUAACCAUCUUUACAAGGGUCUAUUAGAUGAAACUUAGACUAUACAUCUCAACAGACAUUUCACAAACCUUCCAGUAUACAAGAGUCGAGUAUUGGGUUGCAAAGCCACACAAGUCUACUGCGGUUGUAACAGGAGCCUCGACAGGUAAGUGGUGAAAUAUAAUUGCUAUGCUUCCAGCCUCUUUUAUAGGAAAGCAGCCUUUGAUUUUGAGGUGCAGUUGGAAGCUUGUGAAAGUUUGAUUUGUGAAUCUUUGUUCAUUUCAUACCCUUACUUAUUAUCUUCUUAAUGGUACUAGAAUAUUUGGCCAGCUUCAUCACAUUAUUUCUGAAGUCGGAGGAUUCUCUUUCAUAAUCAUAGUCUUCACGUUUUCCCUCACCACUUCAAGAUUAGCUGUAAUCAACUGCUUUUGAACUAUGAAAUUAAGGGACUUGCUCAAUGGUACAAUCUGGUAACAUCAUCACUAAGUUCCCCUCAGGGGAUAGCUAAAUAUAGCCAGUACUUCACUGUGCCAUGGUCCUUCCUACUAUUUUGGAUGUGAUCAGUUGUAUGUUACUCACAGCUACUGGAUGUAAAAAGGUUUGUUCUAUAUUAAAUUAUUAGAGUUAUUUACUGUUAGAUAAUGCAAUUGAUUUAAAAGGUUUACUUAGAAACUACCAUGUUAACAUCAUAGCCAUUCACACUCAGAAAAGUAUUGUUAUGUGUUGACAUACGUGGAAAAUCUAGUUAAGUAAGUUAGCAUUAGCCCUAGGUGUGUGCUGAUUGGUUCAUUGUGAUUUGAAAAUUACAAUUUUAUUGCAUUGAAGUGAUGUGUGGAAAAUUAUGAGAUUUAGGGUAAUAAAAACACACAUUUGGCUGAA